ACUCCCGGACGGUCGGACCCGGGUGCGGGCGUUUCUCCCGGACGAUGGCCGAGCACCCCGAUCGCCGCCACUGCUGCCUGGGCUGGGACUUCAGCACACAGCAGGUGAAGGUUGUUGCGGUUGAUACGAAGCUGGACAUCAUCUAUGAAGACAGCGUGCAUUUUGACAGAGACCUUCCAGAAUUCGGGACUCAAGGUGGUGUGCAUCUGCACAAAGACAGGCUGACUGUCACCUCUCCUGUGCUGAUGUGGGUAAAGGCGCUGGACAUGGUCUUGGAGAAGAUGAAGGCCUCGGGGUUUGACUUCUCUCAAGUUCUCGCUUUGUCUGGAGCUGGGCAGCAACAUGGCAGCGUGUACUGGAAGGCGGGGGCCAGCCUGGCACUGAGGGAUUUGUCACCAGACCGUUCCUUAUACCAACAGCUACAGAUCUGUUUCUCCAUCCCUGACUGCCCGGUAUGGAUGGACUCCAGCAGCACUGCCCAAUGCCACCAACUGGAGGCUGCUGUGGGAGGGGCCCAGGUGCUCAGCCAACUCACCGGCUCCCGGGCCUAUGAGCGUUUUACAGGGAACCAAAUUGCGAAGGUUUACCAGGAAAACCCUGAGGCCUACUCCCAAACAGAGAGGAUUUCUCUGGUCAGCAGCUUUGCUGCUUCCCUGUUCCUGGGCUCCUACUCCCCCAUUGACUACAGUGAUGGUUCUGGAAUGAAUUUGUUGCAGAUCCAGGACAAAGUCUGGUCCCAGGCCUGCCUUCUCGCCUGCGCCCCAAAUUUAGAGGAAAAGCUGGGUCCACCUGCCCUGCCCUGCUCAGUCCUGGGAAACAUUUCUUCCUACUAUGUCCAACGCUAUGGAUUUUCCCCGGAAUGCCCAGUGGUGGCCUUCACUGGGGACAACCCCGCUUCACUGGCGGGCAUGAGGCUGGAGGAAGGCGACAUCGCGGUCAGCCUGGGGACCAGCGACACACUCUUCCUGUGGCUCCAGGAACCCACACCUGCCCUGGAAGGCCACAUUUUCUGUAAUCCAGUUGACCCUCGGCAUUACAUGGCGCUUUUGUGUUUUAAAAAUGGCUCCCUGAUGAGAGAGAAAAUUCGAGAUGAGUCAGCUUCCGGCUCCUGGAGUGAGUUCUCCAAGGCCCUGCAGUCCACAGAGAUGGGAAAUGGAGGAAACCUGGGUUUUUAUUUUGACGUAAUGGAAAUCACCCCUGAAAUGUCUGGGCGUCACAGAUUUAAUGCAGAAAACCAAGAGGUGGCAGCGUUCCCUGGGGAUGUGGAAAUCCGGGCCCUCAUCGAAGGACAGUUCAUGGCCAAGCGGAUUCAUGCGGAGAGUCUGGGCUACCGAGUCAUGCCUAAGACAAAGAUUUUGGCCACAGGAGGGGCAUCGCACAACACAGACAUUUUACAGGUGCUGGCCGAUGUGUUUGGUGCCUCAGUUUACAUCACAGACACUGCCAACUCGGCCUGCGUGGGCUCGGCCUACCGGGCUUUUCACGGCCUUGCAGGUGGUGUACACAUGCCUUUUUCAGAAGUUGUGAAGUCAGCUCCAAAGGCCAGGCUGGCUGCCACCCCAGACCCAGGAGCCGCACAGGUAUAUCAGGCCCUCCUUCCUCGGUAUGCCAAACUUGAACAGAGAAUCUUGACCCAGAAGCAGAGUCUCUGAGAUAAAUUCUGCAGGGUCCAGCCACCUCACCCUCCCAUCCAAUUGUCCUGAGCCCGUUGCUACGUGGACUCAGUCUCGGGAGGAAUCCUUUCCUUUGCUGUGUUUUCCCUGCCAUGCAAGGUUAACCAGACAAAGGUCUGGGUCUUGAUCAAGAUUGGGACUUUGCCCCGGUGGCUCACGCCUGUCAGCAAAUCAGGAGGUUGAGAUCUGGAGGAGCACAGUUCUAAGCCAAUCAGGACAGGAACGGCUGCAAAGAACUCUUUUUCUCUCUGCAAUGGACCACCAAAGAGCUGAAAGUGGGGGUUGUGGUUCAAGUAGCAGGGCGCCACUCUUGCCGGAGAGGAAGACAGCCUGAACGGGUUCUUGGAAGCUUGGUGGGGGAAAGGGGAAAGGAAAAGCAAGGAGUAAAUGACAUUAAUAAUCAGAAUGCAACAGCUAAAUCCAGGAGUCAGGAGAAAGUUGGGCACCAGUGGCUCAUACCUGGCAUCCUAGCUACUCAGGAGGCUGAGAUCUGAGGAUCAUGGUUCAAAACC
Messenger RNA from Dipodomys spectabilis (banner-tailed kangaroo rat), 2185 nucleotides. RefSeq names its product xylulokinase (gene Xylb). The transcript is spliced from 19 exons. The record is from RefSeq and is a predicted model, not a curated record. NCBI's taxonomy places the organism in Eukaryota, Metazoa, Chordata, Mammalia, Rodentia, Heteromyidae. Bases 45 to 1652 code for a protein of 535 amino acids. Gene Ontology annotation, molecular function: D-xylulokinase activity. Gene Ontology annotation, cellular component: cytosol. Gene Ontology annotation, biological process: xylulose metabolic process; D-xylose metabolic process.